AUGCUUCCCGUCAUCCUUGCCGCCCUUUCUUUCGCUUUCACGGCAUCAGCAUCUCCUGCAUGCAAAGUAAACCCACAUGAUGCAGAAUGGCCUACCCAUUCAGAGUGGGCGUCUCUCAACAGUUCUAUCGACCACAGGCUUCUAAACACUGUGCCAGUGGCUUCAUCUUGCUGGAACGGGAAUCCAUUUGGCUCGCCGGUCAAAUGCAGUAACGUCAAGUCCGAAUGGGAGAAUGCUUCAUGGCAAUCCCAAUUUCCGGAGACUAUUGACUAUCCAAUCUUUGCAAACAAUUCCUGCCUGCCACCUGAUGCCUCGGGCUAUGUUAAGGAUCGUGGUUGUUCCAUUGGUGGCAUGCCUCAAUACAUAGUCAAUGCCACUUCCGAAGAGCAAAUUGCAAUAGCACUCAAGUGGGCGGCUGCCCGCAAUAUCCGGGUCGUCGUUAAAGGAACCGGUCAUGAUCUGAACGGAAGGUAUGUCACAUUCGUUGCGAUUUACUAUAGGGCUUCAUCGCUAAUAUUUGAACCAUGGUGCUUAAGGUCAAGCGGUGCCUUUGCCUUGUCUAUCUGGACCUAUAAUCUGCGCAAGUUGGAACGCCACACUUCCUGGAAGAAUCCCUCCACAAACAGUUCCGAGGAUGUGUACAUCGUUGGCAGUGGCCAACAAUGGGGUAAUGUCCUCGACUUAGCCCUCGCACAAGGCAGAGUGGUCACAACUGGCCAAGAUCCUAGUGUCGGACUCGGCGGCUAUAUCCAGGGAGGCGGCCACGGACCUAUUUCUCGCACCUACGGCCUUGCGGCUAGUCAUGUCUAUCAGAUGAGAGUGGUAACGAGCGAAGGCCAUAUUCUGGUUGCCAACGAUGCCCAGAACCAGGACCUGUUUUGGGCACUCCGUGGUGGCGGUCCUGGUUUGUACGGCGUGGUAACCGAGUAUGUCAUUAGACACCAUCCGGCACCUCGGAAUGUGGUCAUGGGCAAUGUUCUUAUCGCACCUAAGGAUAGCAGCAAUCACAGUGCAGAGAUUUCAUGGGAUGCAGCCGUGACACAUCUCUCUGCCCUUCCUGACCUUAUGGAUGCCGGACUCGCAGGAGCCGCCAUGGUGGCCGUCGGUGAUAUGGCUGUAUCAUUCGGGUCGCUCGAACAGUGGACAUCGGGUGUGGUGGUCAAGCAGGUCUUCUGGUCAUUCAACUCCACUCCUGCUGCGAUGAAGGCGCUGGUAGAUCCCGUUCUAGCCAAUAUCACCAAAGCGGCUGGUGGAAACAGCAGUAUCUCAAUCUCAUUUACUGCAUCCAACUCCGGGAAUUAUUCCUCCUUUUACGAUGUUAUUUCUGGUAGCUCGGGAGUGGCCGGUCGAGAGAGCGUAGUCUCCAGCCGCCUCCUCGGACGUGCUGAGCUUAAUGAAACUCCUCAUCAGAAGCAGAAAGAAUACCUAAAGAUUGCGAUGCGCUCGCAAAACGAAACAGCUGGAACUUAUGCCACGGUCGGCCUACAGGGUGGUCCUGGUGUACGACGCACGGCUGAAAAGAACUGGGGUGCAUUACUUCCUGCUUGGCGUUCCGCCUAUCUCCAUUUCAUCUCCAAUGGUGCUACCGUCGACUCCAAAGCUACAGGCUCACCGAAAUUGGCCUUACAAAAGGCAGCCCGGUGGAAUGAGGUCAAGGAGCGGAUGUGGAGACAGUGGUCACCCAAUUCAGGUGCCUACAUGAACGAAGCCAAUCCGUACACCCGGAACUUCCAGCGGGACUUCUACGGCUCAAACUACGAGCGUCUCGUGCAGGUGAAAGCCAAGUAUGACCCUAGCUACAGUCUUUUCGUUCUCUCGGGUGUGGGAAGCGACGACUGGAAUUAUGAUUUGGAUACUGGACGACUCUGCAAGGGUAACUGGUAA
Penicillium odoratum is the source of this 1884-nucleotide messenger RNA. RefSeq names its product putative isoamyl alcohol oxidase. Lineage: Eukaryota; Fungi; Ascomycota; Eurotiomycetes; Eurotiales; Aspergillaceae. The transcript has a single exon. Bases 1 to 1884 code for a protein of 627 amino acids. The record is from RefSeq and is a predicted model, not a curated record. Gene Ontology annotation, molecular function: oxidoreductase activity; FAD binding.